Messenger RNA from Vicia villosa (hairy vetch), 957 nucleotides. RefSeq names its product protein SENSITIVE TO UV 2. Gene Ontology annotation, biological process: DNA damage response. The record is from RefSeq and is a predicted model, not a curated record. The transcript has 3 exons. Bases 227 to 556 code for a protein of 109 amino acids. NCBI's taxonomy places the organism in Eukaryota, Viridiplantae, Streptophyta, Magnoliopsida, Fabales, Fabaceae.
CAGUAGUAGCGCUGUGGAUGACAACGCAUCUGUGUCAAAUUUCCAAAUUUUUAACACCAUCCUUCGAGGAUUGGCUGAUUGUGUUGCUUCCCAUGGAGGUGGUUUAGUGGACUUGAAAACAAGCAGAGAGGCUAUUAUCGUGCUAGCCUUCCUUGCAUCAUCGGGCCAAUCCGGUUUUGAAAUCUUUAUUGCUCACAGGAUCUCUACAAGAGAUGUAAACUAUCUUAUGUCGAUUUUGCAAUUACUGGUAUCUGAGAUGGACCGUGAAGCCGGAUCCCACAAUGAACUGCCAGAAAUUUUUAAAGAGAGGACAUUUCUUAUGCGGGAGAUACUGAUAUUACUUAAUAGACUAGUAUCAAGUCCAUCAUAUUCUACCACUGUUUUGCGCGAGUUAACAGACACCAGGGAUAUGGCUAGUUUGACAGUUGAUGUUACAACCAGAUUGUCACGGAAAGGAAAUGAAAGUGAGCAGCAGCAAGAGAGCAUGGUGAAGCAAGUAAGACGAAAUGAAAUCGUUGACCUUGCUCGCCUAUUCAAGAAAAGGGUAUUCACGUAAUUACGAUCUAGGGAAAGUCUCCUUUCAGUCCACAUGUUCACUUUUUUUGUACAUAUAUGCAUGCAUAGUGAGAUGCAGAUAGGCAGCAAAGAUAUGCUAGUCUUUUUGAGAGCCGAGUUCAUCUUUAUUUCUUAAAAGAAAUAGAGUUCAUUAUUAUAGUUUUAGGCCGAAAAAUCUAUAGUAAUGGAGAACUACAUUUCUUUUGAAAAAUGAAGAGGAUCUCUACCAUUUUUGAAGGAUUGCUUACACGUCAUGUUUGGAGUAGUUUCGGGAGUUGCACCUGAGCUGAGGGGAAAUUUUGAUUGGCAUGAUGGAUAUAUCUCCAUUCAAUUUCUGUAUAAGUGGAAGACUUAUUUUUCAUGAUUCAUGGUCUGAGCUAAUGAUAUCUCAGUGUUUCUAAA